Arabidopsis arenosa is the source of this 793-nucleotide messenger RNA. NCBI's taxonomy places the organism in Eukaryota, Viridiplantae, Streptophyta, Magnoliopsida, Brassicales, Brassicaceae. The record is from the annotation of a GenBank genome assembly.
GAAAAAGCAUAUCAUUGUGGUGGGAUAAGGGGAGAGAGAUGGGACACGUAAUGAGGCUGCUGAUAAACCCUUCUUCUUCCUCACCUCAUCUCCACCUCCGUUACCACCGGACUCUUGACACCAACUCUGUCUUCUCUCUUCGAACCACAAUUACCAAAAGCAAGGGACGAUUCUCUUGUCUUUUCUCCGGCGGCAACCAGAGAGAGGAGCAAGCUCGUAAAUCAUUGGAAAGCGCUCUUGGUGGGAAGAAAAAUGAGUUUGACAAGUGGGACAAAGAGAUCAAGAAAAGAGAAGAAUCCGGUGGCGGAAAUGGUGGUAAUGGUAGAGGAGGAGGAGGCUGGUUUGGAGGUGGCGGUUGGUUCAGUGGCGACCAUUUCUGGAAAGAAGCACAACAGAUUGCCUUUACCCUCUUAGCAAUACUAGUCGUGUAUAUGGUGGUUGCGAAAGGUGAAGUCAUGGCUGCAUUUGUGUUAAAUCCGUUGUUGUAUGCGUUGCGAGGAACACGAGAAGGUUUGUCUUCUCUAAGCUCCAAACUCAUGGGAAGAGAAGCUUCGAAAGUGAGUGGUGACAACUCCGAGGAAAUGUGGAAGAAGGAAGGCUCCACUGCUAAAGAGAACGUUGUCCGGAAAUGGGGAAGUGACUGAAACAAAACUCUUAAAGCUGACUCAAGAAUAAUGACUUUGAGUGUUUUUGUAACAUUAAGAUGAGAUCAAAUGCAAUCGAAUUUUCAGUUUUGUAAUGGAGAAUAGCUGAAUAGGUAUUUUUCUAUGAACAAGAAAGAGUGACCCUGUUU